This is a messenger RNA of Bombus terrestris (buff-tailed bumblebee), 5768 nucleotides long. RefSeq lists its product as uncharacterized. Gene Ontology annotation, molecular function: ubiquitin-protein transferase activity; ubiquitin binding. Gene Ontology annotation, biological process: proteasome-mediated ubiquitin-dependent protein catabolic process; protein linear polyubiquitination. Bases 982 to 5445 code for a protein of 1487 amino acids. Gene Ontology annotation, cellular component: LUBAC complex. The record is from RefSeq and is a predicted model, not a curated record. The transcript is spliced from 9 exons. Lineage: Eukaryota; Metazoa; Arthropoda; Insecta; Hymenoptera; Apidae.
AUCUCCGCGACGGUGUAGAUCGGAUGGUUUAAGCUGUUUGUAUAUAAAUCCGGCGCAUGGCCUAUUAAGUACCUGCUUCGUUCGUCAUAUAUAUUAUACCCUUAUUUUAGGAUAUGUCGUCUUUAUGUCAGAGAACAGACAUAUGACAAAAAUCUACAUCCAAUCGUAAAACUACGCUCGUUCAAUCAACUUCUCAAAAGAUAAUAUAAUACUUGGAUAUCUCAUAGAUACACCGGUUUCACAUUCUAUUCUCUUGAAAUCUAAAGUAAGAUUGUCAAUUGAAAUACCGUAAAAAAGAAUCGUUUCUACGAAUCGUAAGAAUACUCGUGAACGAAAGGUUGGUGUUCGUGGUUAAAAAGCGCGCGCGUACGGCCGUAUUUCUCUGUUUUGAUUUCGGACAGCGAGCGCGCAGACAGCAAGAGUGGACUUGAAAAUAACCCACGGCAGGAGAAGGCCCGUCUAUUAAUAGUGAAGAGUGAGAGUAUCUUUGUCGUGCGUGUUCGGCAGCGUCCCCGACGGUUUCGCAGCGAAAUUCGUCAGUCGAUUUACCGUUCCGCGAUACAUUCCUCGCACGUACACGCCGGGGAAACGCGUAACUCGAUCGGAACACGAUGUUCCGCGCAAGUUUGCGUCCAUACCCGGCAACCGUCGUUGUCUGUUGAAUUUCCCUUUUGCUUCGCGUUGGCGGAUAGGCGAAAAAACAUCGAGAGACUAGAGAAUCGGAUAUACAGAGAAUUAGAAGACAGGUUCAAUUAAAACCAAAAGAGAACGUACUGGUUGUAACGCGAAAUCGAGAGGUGUGCUGUGUCGGAUGAGAACGGAAGAUUCUUCGAAGGUUCCACGAGUUUGGCUUUACCUAUAGAGACGAACUGGAAGGAAGUUAAAACCACAUUCGAGUGAUUCUAAAUAAAGAACUAUGCGGAGCAGUGGAUGAGCAGUGGGGCGGAGCUGGCUGCGAGAGGGAAUAUGCGGUGAGUAAGAAUGGUACAGCGAGCCGCAUGCAGCAUCGAGGCGAAUACAUUCUCCAAUGGCGUACGGAUCAGCGAACGGGAAGGAAGAACGUCGGACGUCGUCGCGACGGAAGCGUCCGUAGACCACGAGUCGCGUAACAUUCACGAGGCAGGACGUGGCAACGCGAGAUUCUCCCUGUUCAAGUGGUUCAAACGGUCCGGUAAUCGCGAAUCAACGGUGGACAAAAGGCGAAAAACCAUCGAUAAAUACGGAGAUAAUGAAAACGGCCGGCAACGAAGCGUAUCGUCGAGCGCGGAAAGCGUAGACACGUUUUAUAGUACCACCACGGUUCGUAGUUUCGCCUUUCACACUGGCACCUUGAGCAGUUACAAUGGAUUAUCGUUAGACAUACUAGAGCAAGCGGCCGAAGUUGGCCCCUUCGCGGCUGGAGCUUCGAAGGUUGCAGUUGGCAACAAAGAGAACGAGUUAGCGGAUGUUGCCUGCACGCUACCUACGAACGCUCAUUCUCAUAGAAGAGACAUAACCGCGAGAUACUCGCUACAGCCGUCGACUACCUUUAAUUCUUGCGGAAAUUUACCGCUUCCCGAUCGACGAUUGUUGGAAUCGUUGAGAAGGCUAGACGAUCGAAAAAAUCAUUAUAGCGUAAACUCCACCCGUAGAAGGGUACACGUGAAGGGGAAACGACGCGCACCGAAUCCUCCAGUGACUUCGAUCAAAGCAAUAGAGGUAGAUGCACGCGAAACAUCGAGGAACAGCAGCAGGCGAAAGCGACGCGCGCCGAAACCACCGGAGAAGAUCGUCGAUAGUAAUUCGCCUGAGAAAAAGUGCGAGAAUCAGAUUACCGAUGGCGGAAUGGACGUAGAAAAACCAGCAGACACCGAAGACGCGCAAACUUUGAGCAACGACACGCUAGUCCUUCAAGGAGGCGUUCUAAUGCCGAAAAGGGAAUUGAAACGAAGUACGAAGGAGAAGAACACGAAGGACACGAGUGCCAGUUCGUCGGACAUCGCUGUUCUUCAAGAAAACCAGACUGCGGCGCCCGGUAUUGGGACUCUGAGCACCGCCAUGCCACGACCUUGGUAUAAACGGAGCGUCUUCGAACAUUCUCGGGAUUCCGGAGCGUCCAGGAGGGGCGAUGUCCUCCGGGGGCCAACAAGCUCGACGAUCGAAAUAAAAGAAGAAUGUGCUGCCACGAACACGGCUUCUUCCACGAGCUACUCCGUGGACGCGUCUUUGUCUAGGCGGAGCUUCUUCCAUCGUGGCGGACAAACGGAGGACAGGAAGAAGGAAGCAAAACGAAGAUCCGGCCUGUCGAUUUUAACGAACAUCAGCGAACUUGACAAAGAAGCCGCAGCGAUCGUACAAGAAGAACAAGCACGAGCGAGAGCCUCGAUGCUAUUGAAAUCUUCGAAAUUCGUAGAUGCUUUCGAAAAAAGGAACGAUAUGAACGAGGAACUCGUUCAAGACAUCGUCACGUCGGCAAUGGAAAGUUCGUCGCCCAGACGUGGCACGCGAGCUCUGAUUUCCAAGUUCAACGCCAUCAGUAACAUAACCAAGGUCACGGUGAAUGCCAAUUUCUUCGCAAGGAACGCCAGGGAUCAGCAGCCGGCGAAGUUUGAACGAGACGUGGUGAGAAAUGCGAAGGCCUUCGAGCAUGCUAAUGAUUGGAAGGAUCAUCCGAGAUUUUCGGUUCAGUCUGCAAGCGGACAGGCUAGUCACAUCGAGAAAGAUAUAUCUAGAUACUUUCCACCGCAACAAAAGACAUCUAGAAAUCGGUCAGAGAAUACGGAAAUAGGUGAGAAAGUUUCGGGAGCAAAGGGUAGUUCGAUCAAGGAACAGGGCGAUCGACUAGUCAGUGAAACUUCCAACAGAAUAUCGUUCUUGCAGAGUCAACUGGCUGCAAAUAGAAUGAACGAUCAGGUCGCUCAGAAGGAUAGCACGAUGUCCGUAAUGGAGGAAAAAAUUAGAUCCAGACAGGAAGUCUCCAGUGAAAAGAAGGAAAAGGAAACAAAAGCGAGUAACGAGGGCCAACGAAGACCCUUGUUUCCUCGUAGCUCCGUGGAAGCUAAGGAACACACAACUUUGAACAUCUUUGAAGAACCAAAGAAGCUGGACAGACAACGUAUCGAUGGUGUUCAAAAAGAAUUCUCGGAUAUAUUCGACGAGAUCGACAAGCAAUUGCGUAUGAAAGAGUUGGAGCUUAUUGAUCGUAGGGCGACCCGCACAAACGCGACAGCCACUAAUCAGAGAAGUAAAGUUCACGAGGAAGAAGCCGGAAUAUCAAGUAAGGUAACUAAAGUGCUCGAUAUCCUGGUCGAGGCGGAGAAAGACGCCAAGACAAAGAGCGGCAUACUGCCAGAAAAAUCGAUAGCCGUCGAGGAUACCUUUCGUCCGACCGAACCGAACGCGAAAACGAAAUCGACUAAGACCAGGUCACCGUUAUUGAACACCAUCGAGGAUCCAAUUACAACGGAUUUAAAGGAGAUGUUGAAGGAAAUGAAACACUCGUUACCAAAGCGUUCGAAGCCGGGCAAGAUUGUGACACGUAACACCGACGUGACUGAGAAACUGGCUCCGGAAAAAGAGGUAGCGGCUGGCCCUAGCAAGACUACGUAUUUCGUUUCCGCUGUAACGAAGGUCGAGAAUAUAGCGCUGCAAAAUGAUUACGAGCCCGACAAACAGAAGGUAUCGUGUUCCGUACAAACUAGUGGAAAUAUACGAAGAUUGAAUCAGCCUUCUACAUCCGCGGAACAACCGUCCACCUCGGGUUGGAAACAAGAAAACGUCCUAUACAAAACAUCCGGGAAGAAUUUAGGUGGUUCAGGAUUGGUGAAAAAUACGUUCCAGCUCAUACGACCACGAGAUUUUGCUGAAAUAGAAGCAACAAAAACGACGAGAACACCCGCGUUCAACGAAAACACUUACGCCAAUGUGAUCGAGCAAUCGAUCUACGCGAAUGCACGUGUUACUCCCUCACCCAAACAUACUGGUUCCGAGCGAAAUAUCGUUACGAAAAUUGAUAAUACCAGUGAAAUGCCGAAAACACCGCCCGUAAUUGAACGAAAAUUCAUUGCGAAGGAAGAUACGUUCGAAGGUAGUGAAGAAGAUGACAAUUCAGCGGAAAAGAAUAUGAACACGCUGGCCAUAAACCGAUUACUCAGAAAGCUAGAGGCGGCUAUUGCAUCUGGUCAUCACCAACAAGCAGCUGGUUUAGCAAAGGAACUAGCACGGCUUAAGAUCCAUUGUUCCGUGAUUCGGCAACGAUCAGCUCGUCUCAAAGAUCAGUUGAUUAAAGUCAAUAUGUACAUUGAGGACAAGCUUGCCCACCAGGGACCGAUACCACUUCAGCUGCCCAGCAGAAUGACGGUGGCCGAGUUGAAAGCAAAGAUACAUACCGAAUUCGAGAUACCGACGAACGUGCAACGAUGGAUCAUUGGUAAAAAUUUAGCGGAUCGCGAUGAGGCGACUCUAAACGAAUUACAAGCCGUAAAUGGCUCUCCGGUAUUUUUGUACCUCGUGGCUCCAGAAUUAAGACCUGAAAAUAUGGUACGAGUGGAGAAAGAUAAUGCUGCAGAAGAAGUAUCAAAUGUGAUAAACGAUGAUACAAGUACAUCUGCGGAAGUGUUACAAAUUGUGGAAGAAGAUCCCGAAGAAGUCAAAGAACCUCAGGGGACAGAGGAGAGGGGACAAAAUACGCCAGUGGAAGUGAAGAUGGACAGAUACGAGGAAUUAAUUUCUUUGGAAAACUGUGACGUCAUACCGAACUCCGAACCGAUCGAAUGUCCCGUAUGCUUCGUUACAUACGGUCCUCGUGAAGGAGUGAUUUUGAGGGAUUGUUUACAUAUGUUCUGCAGGUCAUGUAUUGUUAAUACGAUUCGAUACUGCGAAGAAGCCGAAGUGAAAUGUCCUUACAGAGACUCACAAUACACCUGUGAGUCUACUCUCCAAGAACGUGAAAUUAAAGCUCUCGUUGAACCAGAAGUCUAUCAGCAACAUUUAGCCAAAUCAAUCGCUCAAGCGGAGAAUAAUGCUGGAAACAACGCGUUCCACUGUAAAACUCCUGACUGUCCUGGUUGGUGCAUCUACGACGACGAUGUGAACAACUUCCUGUGCCCUGUAUGCGGCGCAAACAAUUGUCUCACAUGUCAGGCCAUUCAUACUGGUAAAAACUGCAAGCAGUAUCAGCAAGAAUUAAGAUUAUCAAAAGAAACGGAUCAAGAAUCGCGAAGAACUGCGGAAAUGCUCGAGGAAAUGGUGGACAGAGGUGAAGCACUCGCGUGUCCCACGUGUGCGGUUGUUCUGAUGAAGAAAUGGGGUUGUGAUUGGUUACGCUGCUCAAUGUGCAAGACCGAAAUAUGCUGGGUAACAAGAGGCCCGCGUUGGGGUCCAGGAGGAAAGGGGGACACGUCCGGAGGCUGUAGAUGCGGAGAAAAUGGAGUCAAGUGUCAUCCUCGUUGCAAUUACUGUCACUGAGAACCAUCAGAAGAUACAAUUGCUGCAACAACGUACAAACAACGGUGCAUAUAAUGAAAUAAAGGGACUGCAGUGCACCAUUAACCAAAAUAUUUUUAUACUAUUGUCGAAGUUAUUGUAUCGGGGCAAACCACUAGUCAAAUGGGUUGAUAUGUAUUUAAUAACGAGUUUGAUAACCGAUAAAUCUGGUACUGAUAAGUUACGUGCGUAUAUGUCACACACACGCUGCUUGCUCAACGAUUAAACCUUAUCGCGGAACCGUCCUUCAUGGAACUGGAAGUAAUAAGAAGUAAUAAAGAGGUAGACACCUCAGUUUCCAACAA